CAGAACAUUAUAUUAUCAUAUACAAUUUAAUAAUUAUAUGAUCUAACUGAUAUUCUAAGCACAGAACAAUUUAUAAUAUAAGGUCUAUGUUUCUUAUCUAUUCGUGCGUACCCCGCUUUUUUAAUUUUUAUAAUUUUAGAUAACAGAUAACAAUAUUUGAAAAAAAAUAAUUUUAAUUUAAUACUUACUAAGUUACAAGUUUUAGAUCUUAUGUCAAGAUUAAAUUUAAUCUCUACUGUGGUUCAAUUAAUUGGAACUUUAUUGUUCCAAAUUGUAUCAUAUAAUGAUCAAAUUAAAUUUAUAACUCAAAAUACUCAUGAUUUUGAUUAAAUAAAGAAUAAUUUGAAAUAUUUUAGUUUAAAAUUGUGAGUUCUAUUUAACAUGGUCACAAUUCACGAUUAGAAUCUUUUUCAAUUAAAUAUUAAUGUUAAUUUAUAAAAAUAUUAAGAUGAAAUUAUUUUAUUUUAUUCCUGUUAUUAUGGGGAUAACAUCUUCGAAUUCAGAUUGCGGAUGUAAUACAAAUCGUAUUACUACAAACACUAAAAAUGAAAAUGUUUGCACAUCUGCAGAAGGUCAGUCGAACGCAUUAGAAUCUAUGGUCUUAAUCAAAGGACAGAAUUUUACAAUUGGCACUGACAAACCAGAAAUUAUAGCUGAUGGAGAAUCACCAUCCCGUAUUGUGUAUUUAGAUGAUUAUUUUAUUGAUAAAUAUGAAGUAAGCAAUUUAGAAUUUAAAAAAUUUGUUGAUACAAGUGGAUACCAAACUGAAGCAGAGAACUUUGGAGAUUCGUUUGUAUUUCAAUUAUUUCUCAGUAAAACCACAUUAAAAUCUAUAACACAAGCUGUCAAGGAUGCUCCAUGGUGGGUACCAGUCAAAGGUGCUAACUGGAAACAUCCUGAAGGGAAAGAUUCUAAUAUAAAUGAUAGAGAAUUACAUCCUGUUGUACAUGUAAGCUGGAAUGAUGCUAUAGCAUUUUGCAAGUGGGCUGGAAAAAGGUUACCAUCUGAAGCUGAAUGGGAAGUUGCUUGUAGAGGAAAUCUCAAAGAUAGACUUUAUCCUUGGGGAAAUAAACUUCUUCCAAGCAAUAAGCAUAGAACCAAUAUUUGGCAGGGAGAAUUUCCAUUCAAAAAUACUGCUGAAGAUGGUUGGGCAACUACUGCUCCAGUAAAUACAUUUCCAAAAAAUGGGUAUGGUCUCUAUAACAUGGUUGGGAAUGUAUGGGAAUGGACUAAUGAUUUUUGGAGUGUACAUCAUGACCAAAGUUUUACUGUAAAUCCAGGAGGUCCUUCAGAUGGAAAAGAAAAAGUUAAAAAAGGCGGGUCCUACUUGUGUCAUAAAGAGUAUUGUUAUCGCUAUAGAUGUGCUGCAAGAAGUCAAAAUACACCAGAUAGUUCUGCAUCAAAUCUUGGAUUCAGAUGUGCAAAAGAUAAAUAAUGUUUUAAAAACUGAUAUUACAAUUUUGUGCUUAUUUUUUAAAAUGUGAAAACUAAUAUUUAUUUAUUGUAUAUACAUUACAGUACCAUCAAGUAUUAUCUUUGUGGAAAAUAUUUCUAUCAAUAAUAAUACAUUUAUUUUUCAUAAA
Messenger RNA from Aphis gossypii (cotton aphid), 1583 nucleotides. RefSeq names its product formylglycine-generating enzyme. The transcript is spliced from 4 exons. The record is from RefSeq and is a predicted model, not a curated record. NCBI's taxonomy places the organism in Eukaryota, Metazoa, Arthropoda, Insecta, Hemiptera, Aphididae. Bases 425 to 1435 code for a protein of 336 amino acids. Gene Ontology annotation, cellular component: endoplasmic reticulum.